Molecule: messenger RNA, 1472 nt
Organism: Sander lucioperca (pikeperch)
Lineage: Eukaryota; Metazoa; Chordata; Actinopteri; Perciformes; Percidae
Exons: 7
Coding region: 162-1376 (404 amino acids)
Source: RefSeq, a predicted model, not a curated record
AUAUUCGGGACAAAGUGCAGUUCAGACAUGUUCAGGACAUGUACACACAUGUACGCGCACACACAAAGUACAGUGUCACGCGAUAAUGAGUCACCGUCAGUUUUAAAUGACUCAGUUUCACAUCAGUUUUCACUUGGACAGACUUUAACUUUACAGACGACAUGAGGAAGCAGCUCUCAGCAGCAGACCAGAAUCAGAACCAGGACCAGAACCAGAACUCCGUCAUCCCGAAGGUCCGAUACCACCCGAGCAUCCAGACCCCCCCCACACACGGACCCAGAGAGACCCAGAGGCCCAGACCAGCUGCCAUGCGCCCCCCUCAGACUGGGACCACCGUGCGCCCCCCUCAGACUGGGCCUGGACCGGCUGCCGUGCGCCCCUCUCAGACUGGGACCACCGUGCGCCCCCCUCAGACUGGGCCUGGACCGGCUGCCGUGCGCCCCCCUCAGACUGGGACCACCGUGCGCCCCCCUCAGACUGGGACCACUGUGCGCCCCCCUCAGACUGGGCCUGGACCGGCUCAGGUGAAUCCACCCCGACCUGACGGAGAUGCCGAUGCGGGCCCUGACCGGGCCUCCCUCAGCCCGGAGCAGGUUCCUCUGGGUCUGGGUCUGCAGGUGGACCGCCAGGUGGUGGAGCAGGUGGAGGUUCUGACCCGCGGCCAGAGCAGCAACCAGGACUGGUUCACCUGGAGGAAGAACCGCAUCACGGCCUCCGUGGCUCACCGCAUCGCUCACUGCCGCUUCGUUAACGGCAAGAGCAAAGCCCCGCCCGCCUCCUACGUGGCUGCUGUUACAGGUGAGGGGCGGAGCGUCCAGACCAGAGCCAUGUCCUGGGGGGUCCAGAUGGAGGCCGCGGCGGUCCGCAGGUAUCAGGAGAUGAAGAGCGCGGCGCUCGGCCGCUCCGUCUCCGUCCAGGACUGCGGUUUGUUCAUCGACGCGCGGCGGCCCUGGUUGGCUGCGAGUCCCGACGGCAUCGUGACGGACAGCCAGACCGGCCAAUGGCUGCUCUGCCUGGAGGUCAAGUGUCCGUACAAACACCGGCAGCGUACGGUGGAGGACGCCUGCAGGGAGGACCCGGCCUUCUGUCUGGAGAUAACGGACCACACGCCCCCGGCGUCGUCCCUCCCAGUGUACCGUCUGAAGACGUCCCACAGCUACUACACCCAGAUCCAGGUGCAGCUGGCGGUGACGGGGCUGCGUGACGCCGAGCUCGCCGUGUUCACGCUGAAGGAGCUGGCCAUCGUCCCGGUGACCUUUGACCCCGCCCUGUGGGACGCCACGCUGUCCAAACUGGAGACGUUCUACAGAGACGCCGUGCUGCCUCACCUGAGACAGGACACGCAGCGGGACGCGGCCGCCGCGCCAGAGCUGUAGAGACAUUACCCACAAUGCAGCUGGGUGGUAGAUACAGGCGUGUCAGAGAGGUUUUCUAGCGUUGUGGAAGGGUUAGGAGUGUGUAUUUGGUGGGGG